This is a messenger RNA of Prorocentrum cordatum, 2552 nucleotides long. Lineage: Eukaryota; Dinophyceae; Prorocentrales; Prorocentraceae. The record is from the annotation of a GenBank genome assembly.
CAGCCGCCAUGGGCAAGACGGCAGGUGACGCGGGGACCCCGUCGCUUGCGAAGAAGGCGGCGGCCGCGGCGGCCUCACCAGCCGCUGCCUUUGGCGCGCCGGCCGCCGCUGCCUCUGGCGCGCCGCCCGCCGCUGCCUCUGGCGCGCCGCCGGCCCUGUGCAUCGCGCAGCUCCUCGAGACGGACCACGCGUCGAUGCAGCAGGGUCACGUCAAGGAGCGGGUGCGCCAAGUGAAGCACCACGUCGACCAUAGUUUGCUCAGCUUCCUGGGGCAGCGCAAGCGCGAGGUGUCCUUCGCGGUGCCCGCCAAUUCUUCUUUGAUUCCGCUGUUGGUCAUCGCUGAUGCUGCCUCUGGCGCAAACCACAGUUCGUUUCGCGAGGUCAUGGACUACGACAACCUGGUUGCGAGCUUCUCCCGCGCCAAGGAGUGCGAGGCAACGGGGGCGGCGUGGGUGUUGGGCCCGAUUCGCUCGGACGUCGACGACGUCGCCGUAAGCCAGCUCGAGGGUGCCAUGGGCAUGCGGUCGGAGGAGGCGUACUCCAUCUCUUCCAAGCACGCGCGUUCGCGGCGCCUCUCCUUCGACUUGCCUAUCCCCGCCUUGGCGGUCGACGUCGAGGUCGCCCAGCGGUUUCAGCCUAACAAGCCUGGAGUUUGCUUGGCAGAGGCUCUGGCCACGCUCGCGGGGCGCGCGGUGGUCAUCGCGUGGCGCGCUGCUAUGAGCGAGGCGCUCCAGCAGUCCAACGAAGACCGCGUGUGGCAUCUGUUCAAUGCCGCGUUGUCAGUGCCCAUCAGGAUGCGCUUGCUGCCUGAUGGCGACGCGACCCACUUGGCCGCUCUGGCAUUUUCAGAGGAGAUGUUCUCUGCGUACGCUGCCUCUGGCGCUGAGUCCUUCUGGGCUGGUUCUGACGCCAAGGCCAGGGAAUUGCUCGUUUUCACCAUGCACAGUUUCCGCGUGGCCCUCUUGACGGGCGACGCCCCGAAGGGCGAGAAACUGGUCGCGGGCCGGGAGCUCGUCGAGUACAUCUUCCACGAGGCGUUUCUCAUGAACAAGGCAGUGGGGAACGACGUGGCGGCAUUUAAGACGCCUCUCCGCAUCCUCCAGAAGGUCGCUGCCUCUGGCGCGGAUGGGCUCGCGGUUUCGCACCGCGCGUCCGGCUCAGGCGGCGGCGCCGACGGGGCGCGGGCAGUGUUUGCGCUCCCCGUGGCCGAGGAUCGGAACGCCGUGGAUGCCAAGACGAAGGCGAUGAUCGACGUCGCGCGGCCUCUGUGGUCGAGCGCCUUCGACGACGAAAUUGCCGAGCUUGCCCAGCAGGAGUUGGAGGACAGCACCACUGGGUUCGUCUGGCGCACGUGCCUCGCCGAGACCAGCCAGGGCGUUGGUGCCAAGUACCGCGCCUUCGCGGCCGCGCGCGCGGGCGGGCCGAUCCCCGCCGGCCCCGAUCUGGAUGCAAACCUCGGCUUGUUGGGGAUGUCCGAGCUCGGGGGCGAGCAAAAGGCAGAGCUCCAGAAGCUCCAGGAGCAGCUCAAGCAGUUCCGCAGGAAAACUGCGAAGUUCGUCAGUUUGCCGUCUGUCGGCGGUGCCUCUGGCGCGGAGUACGCAGUGGCGCAGAUGCAGGGCUUGUGGGAUACGCUCAGCCUCGGGCACCGUUUUGGGAGGGGGAAGAACGACGUUCGCGCGUUCAUCCUCUCAGCGGAAUUGUUCCCGCCCAACGUCGUCAAGCAAGGCGCCAAGGCGAGGGUGAACGAGCAGACGGCGCGUGACGAGGCGAUGCUCAAGCGCGCCAUCGAGUUCUUCUUGCAGAAGAGGCAGAAGGAUGAUGUCCUCAUCUUCCUCGACGGCAGGAGCCGCGCGAACCGCAGGGUAAUUGAGUCCUUCGAUGCGAAGUUGGAGUCCGGGGGCGCCCGCGCGCACGUCGAGCGCUGGUUCGCGCGCGAGCAACCGGCGAAGACGGGCCCGCCGCGGAAAGCGGCGCACCGUGCGGAGUUCAACGCGCGCGGCGAGUCCUCGACCGCAGACGCGUCAUCCAGCGGCAUCCCAAUGCGGCGUUUCUCCGAGCUCCCUCGCAUGGACCACGAGGCGAAGAUGAGCAUCUUGGGAGCUGCACCUUGCGCUAGCGUCGACGGGGGGCAACCGCGCCCGCAGGGGGACAUCGACUCGAAGGGCCACCCGUUCUCGCACACCGAGGUGAAGCCGCUCAGCUUGUGGCAGACUCUCGUGGAGCACAACGAGGUGGCCCGCGUCGUGGACUUCGCUCCAGCUCCUGGCGCUUUGGCUGUUGCUGCCUCUGGCGCAAUUGAGCACGAAGGCAGCGCUGCCAACGAUGCGCACCGGGACUGGCUCGAUUCCAUCGUGGACACGCGCGCGAUGCACAAGGCGGGCCACGAGGAGGGGUGCGCGGAGCAAUUGGGCGGCGACGCCGAGUUCGUCGAGAAAUCCAGCAAGUAUUUCAGCGGAACCACGAUGGAGGCGAAACGUCUGUUGAUGCCAGUGGCCGGGGACGGCGAGGGUGAGGAGGAGGGGGAGGAUGGCGCGAGCUCGGACGACGAGUAG